AUGACUGAUAAGCUAAUCCCUUCCGAUCCAUCCCGAGUGAUGGUCAUUCGCGAUGUCAUCCCAAACGUGAUCACCACUUUGUCUACUCCGUUUCUACGUUUCGGAAAGAUAAAGAUUGGCGGUAGAGGCACACUCGUUCGCCUACAGAGUGGCUCUUUGGCAGUAUUCUCUCCCACUGCUUUAACUCCCGAGGUCAAGGAAAAGGUGUCAAGCCUCGGAGGCAGGGUCAAGUACAUCGUCGCCCCCGACUUGGAGCAUCACAUCUUCCUUGGACCAUGGGCACAAUUUUAUCCCGGGGCCAAGGUCAUUGGAAUGGAGGGUUUACGAGAGAAGCGCGCAAAGCAAGAGAAUGAAGAUAUUCCAUUCGCUGUAACUUUCACAUCAAAAGACAAGGACUCUGUCAAGAUUGAUACCGAGUUCGAUGCUGAAUUUGACUAUGAAUACGUCCCAGCACAUGCGAACAAGGAACUGGUAUUCAACCACAAGCCGUCCAAGACACUGAUUGAGGCCGACCUGAUCUUCAAUAUGCCAGCCACGGAGCAGAUGAGUAGAACCAGCGAGUCAGCGACUACGGGUAUCCUCACCAAGAUCUGGACAUAUCUAACUAAUACGAAUGGAACUGCUCUCGCGCAGAAGCGCCUAAUAUGGUAUGGCAUCAGCGCAGGUGAUAGAACAGGUUAUGCGAAGAGCAUGGCCAAGAUCAAUGGUUGGGACUUUGACCGGAUCAUUCCGUGCCACGGAGACGUCAUCGAGACUGGAGGAAAAGGUAUCUUCCAGAAAGUGAUGCAGUGGCAUCUCAAGCUUGCAGAGAAACAUUGA
Molecule: messenger RNA, 819 nt
Organism: Pseudovirgaria hyperparasitica
Lineage: Eukaryota; Fungi; Ascomycota; Dothideomycetes; Acrospermales; Acrospermaceae
Exons: 4
Coding region: 1-819 (272 amino acids)
Source: RefSeq, a predicted model, not a curated record